GCCAGCCAUUAUUCGCCUGUUCCUCUGCCUGUGCUCCACAAUGCCGCAGGUCCUGAGGCGCUGGCACUGGCACCGGCACUGACCCUGGCACUGGCAUUGGCGUGAGGAGUCAUGGCCCCACAAAGAUUGCUAAGCUUGGUGAAUUCCCGUUUUUUGUGCUCCAACGACACCGACGUCAGAGAAACCGACUCGGAAGGCACUCCACCACGAAUCUGCGAGAGGAGAAGCCAACGCAAGCAAACAAUCCCUUCACCCCACACGAUCCCGACUCAAACCUCUCAGAGAUGCCUCCAAGCGGACAGGUUAUGCCGGUAGUGGGUUUUUAUGGGCCACAGGCAGGAGCCGGACACCGCGGGCCUACAUUAGGAGGUUUUGUGCAUACAGGUAAAAGAGUGAAGCCUGAGACCUACAAUUCUGGACAGUCGAAGGGCGGCCAAGGAGGACAGCAGGGUGGCUCUGGACAACAGGGAAGCACGGGAGGCCGGUAGCUGGCGGCUCAGGCGAACGCAUAUGGAGGAAACUGCGACUCAUACGCUUGAAGUUUGGUUUCCAUCGCUCGUUGAAUCUACACUAUGUCAAUUUCGGGAUCAGCGGUCUGCACAUAUCGGCGAAAUGAGGCGUAAAUACGGUGCAUUAUUAGAUGCCUUGUGCUCGGACUGUUCUCUAGAGGUUCUUGGAGCUCACGCGUGUGAUGGUUUAAUAGAUUAGGGCUAGAUUGAAGCACGAAUGGAUUUAAAUCGGAUAGCUGCAUCUUUCAAAAGCCUUCCAAUGAGAAAUCAUGACAGCCGUGAUUCGACAAUUCAUGAUCUU
Messenger RNA from Hyaloscypha bicolor E, 810 nucleotides. RefSeq lists its product as uncharacterized. The coding region runs from base 285 to 488 and encodes 67 amino acids. The transcript has 3 exons. NCBI's taxonomy places the organism in Eukaryota, Fungi, Ascomycota, Leotiomycetes, Helotiales, Hyaloscyphaceae. The record is from RefSeq and is a predicted model, not a curated record.